AUGCCAUCCAGAAAGGUCGUGAGUUUCGACCUCACUGGUGCAGGGUUUGCUAAGAGCCUAACCCCCCCGCCUCGAGGUCCUGAGAGUAGGUCAGACAAGUAUAGCUUCUUCAAGGAAAUUUCCCAGGAACAGUUGAGUUCGUACACGCCCAGUCAGGUCUGCACAAUCUUAGCACAGAGAGAGGAAGUCCUUCGUGAGUCCCAGGAGGCAUCAUCUUCGACCGAUCCUCCGCCGGGGUUUGACCAUCUUAGGAGGACCAAACCCUGGGUUCCUAGCGAAGCGGAUGAAUGCAAGUACAAAUGCUGCCAGAGAUGUCGUCCAUCAGCGGAAUGGAGAUCCUACCUAAGUCUAGACGGCAUCGUAAAUGGCGAUGUCCCGCCCACUGCAGCUACAGGUUUCAGUUUCUAUCGUACCGGAAGACCCGUUAUCCAUCCCGAUAGACUGAAGAAUAUUGGCCUGAGAGCCGUGCCCUGGCCGAGAGCUCGUAAAAAUAGCCACGUAUCGUCUCUAUCUUCUCUAACGUCCCUGAACUGCUCAUCAAUCAGCGACGAGCGCGAAACCGGCGCGGAACAUAUCGAAUUCUCCGACCGUCAAUCUCUAGAGGGCAGCUCGACUACGGAAUCACUAGUCCUGGGGCAUCACCCGUCGAACGACAACAAUGCUGUAUUGCCGCCCUGGCCCCGGAGCUCGGAUCCGUCCAAAGAAAAUACCAAACCUACACUAUUUGCGGCCUACUUGACUCCUCUUCCUCUACCAACACCUGGCGAAGAGGAACACCUUGAUGGAUACGAGACACAAAUGAUGAAGGAUGAAAAGGAGAAAGGGGAAUUCUUCAAGGAGCCUCUAGAAGUCGAUCAUGGCGUGGCGCUCUCGGAAGAGGGUGUUGGAUUGGGGUUACCCGAUAUUGUUGUCACACAGGUAUGA
This is a messenger RNA of Hypoxylon trugodes, 924 nucleotides long. RefSeq lists its product as uncharacterized. The transcript has 4 exons. NCBI's taxonomy places the organism in Eukaryota, Fungi, Ascomycota, Sordariomycetes, Xylariales, Hypoxylaceae. Bases 1 to 924 code for a protein of 307 amino acids. The record is from RefSeq and is a predicted model, not a curated record.